AUGGCUCCAGUUGCAAAGGGUACUAAACGUACCAACAACUCGAAGUCUGUUGGAGAACCUGUACCUAAAAAGACCAAGAGUUCUAAGAAAGCAGAACCUGAACCUGAAAGUGAAAGUGAACUGGAACAAGACCUUGUGUCUGAUGAUAGUGUUGAAUUAAGUGCUAGUUCUGAUUCCGCUUCUGAUUCUGAAAAGGAUGAAUUGGAUGACGAUGAUGAUGAAGACGAACUUGACGAAUUAGAUGAGCAAGAUGAAAAUGAUGACGAUGAUGACGAUGAUGAAAAAUCAUCAAUAGUUGAUCCUAACAAGAAAACAUCUAAAGAACAACACAUUGAACAACGGAAAUCACUUGAAGAACGUAAGUUGAAGAGAAAAUCUGGUGUUCAAGUUCAACAGAUCAAAUCCUUAUGGGAAAGACUUAGAAGCACAACUCCUAAACCAACUGCUGAUGUAAGGGAGAAAUUAUGUGCUGAAAUUUGGGAAUUAUCUAAAGAUGUUGUUAGUGAUCUUGUUAUGAAGCACGAUGCAUCUCGUGUGGUUCAAACAUUGGUUAAAUUUUCAUCAAAGGAAAGAAGAGAAGCCAUCACUAACUCUAUGAAGGGACAAUUUUAUGUUUUGGCCACUUCUUCAUAUGGGAAAUAUCUUUUGAUUAAACUUUUACAUUAUGGAAGUAAGGAUUCCAAAGCAUUGAUUUUGAAUGAGCUUCAUGGUAAAUUACGUAAGUUGAUGAGGCAUAGAGAAGGUGCACAUGUCGUGGAAGAUUUAUAUGUAUUAUAUUCUACUGCUGAUCAAAGACAACAAAUGAUUAGAGAGUUUUGGGGUGCUGAAUAUGCAGUUUUCAAGGAUUCUGGUAAGGGUAAAACCGUAUUGGAUAUUGUUAAUGAACUGUCUGAGAAGAGACAAUUGGUAAUGUCCAACUUGUAUGGUACUAUUAAUGCUUCAGUUGAAAAGGGAUCUACGGGGUUUCAAAUUUUACAUGCAGCAAUGAGAGAAUACACCACUGUUUUAGCUGAUGAUAUUGAAAGGAAUGAUAAGCAAAUUAGAGAAUUUAUUGAAUUAUUAGCUCCACAAUUUGCAGAAUUGGUUCAUACUACAGAAGGUGCUGAAGUUGCUUCAACAUUAAUUGCACUUGCAAAUGCAAAGGAAAGAAAACAAAUUGUUAAAUCAUUGAAACAACAUGGUGCAGAGUUAAUUAAAAAUGAAAAUGGUAAUACCGUUUUGAUUACCUUAUUUAUGACCAUUGAUGAUACUGUUUUAUUGCACAAAUCAUUCUGUGUUGAACUCUUUACAGCAGAUUCACUUCCAAAUCUUAUUCAAGAAAAGUUUUCUAGAAGACCAUUACUUUAUAUAUUAAAGGGAUUAGAUGGUAAAUAUUUUUCACCAUUAUUGAAGAAAGAUUAUCUUAAAUAUGAGAAAUUGGCUUAUUCCAAAACCACAAAGAAACCUCAAGAUCAAAGAAGAAAAGAAUUGGUUUCUAAAGCUUUACCAAUAAUUUAUAAGAGUAUUUUGGAAUCUGCUGCUGAUAAACCUAACAUUUUGAAUAUGUUAUCCAGUAAUAUUGGUGCACAAUUUUUAACUGAGUUAAUAAUUACUCCAAGUGAUGAUGAUAAAGAAGUUAAUGAAGAUUUAAGACCUCAGUUGGUUCAACUUAUCUUCGAAAAUUCAAUUGAAGGAGAUGUUCUUGAAGAUUAUCAUUUCCUUAAUAAGGUUCCAUUUAUUACAAGAUCCAUUAAAGCCUUACUACAAGGCAAUGAAUAUAAAUUCGAUUCUGAAUCAAAGAGAUUGAAUAGAAUACCUGAGGGUAAGAUCCCAAGUAUUGGUACUGACUUUGCAGUUAAAGUAGCCAAUCAUAUUUUGGAGAAUCAAGUUUCAAAUUGGUUACAAGGACAACCUGCUUUUGUUGUUGUAUUUACUGUUGAAGUCUUGCAAGCACUGGAAGAACAAAAGACAUAUCAAAAGUUGAUCAAAGCAUUAGCUAAGGAAAAGAAGACCUUAUCAAAGAAUAAGGACGAUAAAGGAUCCCAAUUAUUGUUGAAGGGCUUAUAA
Lizanozyma spartinae is the source of this 2046-nucleotide messenger RNA. RefSeq lists its product as uncharacterized. The record is from RefSeq and is a predicted model, not a curated record. Gene Ontology annotation, biological process: regulation of translation. Gene Ontology annotation, cellular component: nucleolus. The coding region runs from base 1 to 2046 and encodes 681 amino acids. The transcript has a single exon. Gene Ontology annotation, molecular function: mRNA binding. NCBI's taxonomy places the organism in Eukaryota, Fungi, Ascomycota, Pichiomycetes, Serinales, Debaryomycetaceae.